CCUGUUUUUCGGCGGUUGAGUGUUCUUCCCCUACUCCUUGGAAGGCGGCCUUCGGACUCGGCUCUUGCCGUUUUGCUAAGAAUUGUGCUACCGACAAAAUUCGAUAACUACUAGAAGCGGAAAGGGGCUCACUUCGACGCGGUGAAAGAACGAGAUUGCGUCGGUUCAUUGUUGCACCAGUGCAGAGAACUGAUGGACGAUUUUGACACUGAUUCAACAUCGCAGGCCGGCUGUACUAGCAUAGGCCCACAAGCACUAAUGCGGAUGUGUUUCCAAGCUAUAUUAAGAAGACCGACAUGACAACGACAAGAUGGACAUCGCCAGCUUCCGCGAGAUGAUUUCACUGGCUUCUGGCUUCAGCAAAUUGCGGACGAUUCGAGUCCCACGGUUCGUUUUCGAACUCGCAUUCUCAUCUAUACUGUUUUCCAUAGUGACAGAGUGCAAGUGCUUGGAAGUCAGACUUGCAGCUCUGCGUCUGAUAAGAAUACUCGGGGCCGAGAGAGAAAGCUGGUUCGAGAGUCACAUCUUGUAUGCUCUAGGUCGACAACGAAUUGAGAUGGAACAUGGGGUUAUUUUGGAUGAUUUUGACUGUCCCCAGGAUUUUGUCUUGCAUUUGGAUGUGUAGCUUCGAGCCGGCAAAUAGUAGCACGUCCCAGUUGCAAUCCAUGAAAUACAUUGAUGCCGACGGGUUGGGUCGACG
Colletotrichum godetiae is the source of this 700-nucleotide messenger RNA. RefSeq lists its product as uncharacterized. The record is from RefSeq and is a predicted model, not a curated record. Lineage: Eukaryota; Fungi; Ascomycota; Sordariomycetes; Glomerellales; Glomerellaceae. The transcript is spliced from 2 exons. Bases 311 to 625 code for a protein of 104 amino acids.